CCUCACAACCCGGAAACAAAAGCGAAGUCAGGACCAAAACAAAUAUGGCGUCCACCAUGACGACGGAAAGCGUGUUCAAGCGAAUAGUCGGUGUUUCUUCUGUUCUAAUCUCAUUAUUUUGGACGAAUUUUGCUUUUCCUUGAGGUAAAUAUACGAACUAAUCGGAUUUCGAUUCGCAAACGCCAGCCGAAGAAUUAGGAAAAAGUAGGGAAAUGCGGCGGAAGUGUCCGUUUCGUAUUUGAACGUAAACAUCCGGUUGUGCGUUGUUGAUGUCAGCUCGCUGUUGCAGAAAAGUGGGAAAGUUAAAACGAUUCUUUUUACCUUUCGAAAGGAUGAGACACCACAUGGGAUGUAACUGAGCAUGCAAAUAAACAUGGACUUUGAUUUGUGGACACACUGAGAGCACAGUGCCAUGGGACCAGUCGACAUUAUUAUUUCCACUGUAGGAAAAUGCCUCGAUGCAGCCUGCUUAAUGCUGGAUGUGAACUUCCUCCUCGUGCACACGCUAGUCCGCACUUUCCUUGCUGUGUACCACUUUAUCAUCAAUCUGCCCGCACUCUUGGUCUACUCCUUCGUGGAGCUGGGCAACUUGGUGCUGUUCAUCUUGCUCUCCACGGCGGAGGCCACGUCCCAUGGCGCAGCGACCGUGCUGUGCGGCGUCAUGCUGUCUCUGGAGGGGCUUCUGGAGAGUCUGAAGAUGGUGGGCUACCUGUUCACGCACCUGCUGCUCCGUGGCAAGGAGCAGGUGUGUCGGGGGCUGUUGUUACUGUUUGAGGCGUGCAAUAUAGCACUCAGCCUCCUGGUCUACCUGGUAAACACGGCGGUCAACUACAUCAUCAUCGGCGUCCUGAACCUGUACUCGGCCGUGGUUGGCGUGUGGCAGACGGUAUCCAGCCCGCUGCAGAUGGUGCUGGAACUCACGCUGACCUCCGUCACCUUUCUCUACAGUUGCCUGAUUGGCACGUCUGCGUUCCUGUGGUCCCCCUGCAAGCUGGCGUUGGACUUCCUGGCGUCGCUGGUACACAUCUUCAUCAGCAUCUUCAUCCUAAACACGUACGGCUUGGCGCUCACCGUUGGCAUCGCGUUGACGGCCACCGCCUACUGUAAUCCGGAAGUCACCAGGCGGGCGUCGCAGCGACUGGUGGCAUCCGUGAACUCUUUCCCAGCCACGAGGAGACUUUUUGUGACGCUUCACUUAACUUUGGAUUUAAUACACGCGUGCAUGAGUCACCUACGGCAGAUGUCGCUUCACCUUUACCUGCUGGAGAGAAGGAUUUGGCGGCAGCUGUCUCGCCACAGCAGCGCGUUGAGACUGCUGCUGAGGAGGCAGCUCCACGAUGGAACCAGAGCGGGCGAGGAGAACAGGCGGGACCCGCCUGACGGGCGAGCGGGGGACGAACAGCGGGAGCAGCCAGCCCCGUCGCCGUCGUCAUCCAGCACGGCGAGACCUCUGAAGGCCGAGCGGCAGUGGCGGCCCCCGGUAGAAAACCUGCUGACGCUGCUGAGCGAGCAGGAGCAACACAAGAUGUGCGUCAUCUGCCACGACUGCGCCAAGACGGUGGUUCUGCUGCCCUGCCGACACCUGUGCUUGUGUCGAGACUGCACCGACAUCUUGCUGCGGCAGCCCUUCCACCGGCACAACUGCCCGCUGUGUCGCCGCAUUAUCUUCGACACCAUCGAGGUGUACCUCUGAAGCCGCACAAUAACUCAUUUUUGCGACAGCUAAAAUGAUUUUUUUUUCUUUUCUAUUAAUAUUCUAACUUGACUUAAGUCAGCAAGGAUAAACGCUGCCUUCACUGUGACUCUGAAAUAGCCAUAUCAAGUAAUUGCCUUCUUCAAUUAAUUUUUCCCCAAUUUAUCCCUGUAAGAUAUGACUGAACUCAAUAAGAUUAAGGGAAAGGGGAAAAGAAACACCGCAGAACAAGUGUACCGCUCAAAUCAUCAAGUCAAAUAACUCAGAAAACUCAUCACAGUCGAAUAGUGGUCAACCGGUGUACCUCAGUCCUUUGAUUUCAGCGUUCGAAUCUCAGCUUCAGCCUACCUGUGUGGACAUUCCAUGUACUCCACUAUGUGUUUUAUUUUUUUAAUUCCAGGGUAUUCUGCUGUCCUCUUGGAUUCCCAAAAUCUGCAUAUUCAGCUCAUUAAAAACAGAUAGUAAAUUGUCUGUAGGUGCAAAAGUUGGGGUUCGGGCACUAUUCUAAAAAAAAGAAAAGUUUGGGCUCACAAAGUGGGGCGAGUAUGCAUUCUUGCCUUAUUUUUGUGUUGCUGUUCUCCCCCCAGUAUUCAUGCUUCCUCCCUGACCCCCAAAACUUCAUGUGAGAUUGAUUGAGGAUUGUCCGAUAUCUAUUCUCUUUGGAAGCACAGUAGAAAGUGGUACGCACAUCCCCCUUGCAGCCAAUAAGGUCUGGGUUUGAGUCUCACGUCAGCCCCUUAUUUGCGUGGAUCUCGGCAGGUAUUCUGAUGUUUUCAAAAAAUGUGUUUUAGGUUCAAUUAGGACUCCAGUUGUCCACGAGUUUGAAUGGUUGUUCGCCAAUGUGUGCCCCGUUGUACUGACCUUUGACCCUAAUAAGGACCAACGUUUAAAAAAGAAAUGGUUGGAUGGUGUCCAUCUGUGGUGUGUUGAUGAACCACUCAUUGUUAUAGUGCUGAUUUAAAGGAGUCACUCUUAUCAAAUAUAACAAACGGGAUGGUCCAAUCUCCUCUAACUUCCGAAGUGUGUUUAAGAGAGAUGAUUAUGUAAGAAGACAGACAGCCAACUUGUUUUCCCAGCUGUAUUAAGAGGUCUUGAAAUUACACGCAAACAGUUGGAACUGAAUAACUGUGAUGCUGAUUUUGUUUGAAGGUGUUAAACAUCUGGUUUUGGGUUAUUUAAUAUGAAAGAAAGACAAAUGUUUUCAAAAGGAAAUACAAAAACAUAUACAAGAUGACUGGUGGUUGUAGUAUUUAUGUAGACGCACUCAAUGUGAACUGCAAGAUAAAAGAAAGAUGAGGGUUAUUUUUUGUCACACCAGAAAGUGCAAGUGCCGCUUUGACUUGUCAGCCUUAUGCUAACUUUGCUGAACCUUUAUUUAUUUUUUAUUUUUUUUAGUUUAUAGCUAGAUUUUCACGUAUGGAUCCUAAACAAUUUCCUUUAUUAAGGAUUUUUGCAUUUGCCCCCAAACACCCCCCCACCCCCCACCUUACAUCUUUAUUAUGCCUUUUUUCUUGUAUGGUAAUAGAUCUAGAAAUUACUGUACAGAAUUCCAAUCCGCCUGGAAGUGUUUUGUGUUUACUAAGUUUACAAUUUUCAGAGAAUCUGUGUGGUAUUUUGUGUAUGUAUGAUUCUAUGGAAAGUGACACCUUUUGAAUUGUUUUUUUUUUAAUAUAUUUUGUGAGUGAAAAAAUAUGGUAUCCACAGCCUCCUCAGGUAUUUCUAUGGCAAUACACAGUAAGCCAUUCCUACGAAUGCAACAGUUGAACAAGUGUUCUAUGUGAAAGAAGGAAGACAAUGUGAUUUGCAGACUUGAAUGUAACUCAAUGGGAUUGACGCCACACUCAAGUGAGACUUUUCAUAAUAAAACUGCAGCAAAUGGCAUUUUGGGACUUUGCUGUUGCGGUUACGUGAUCAUUUCUGUUAUUUUCAUUUGAUUGAUUUAAAUGGUACACUUUCAAUGUUAAAAUGCAUGCAAAAAAGACCAGAUAAGGAUGACGUUUGUGAGGCCAAUUUGAAUGUCAGCUACUCUGGGAGCAUAUUGCACCCAUAUAAAGGCUUUUUAAAAAUUAUUAUUAUUACAAACAGCACCGAUAAAUGAUUGCUUUUACGGCUAAGUACAAAUUCAGUCUAAAAUAAAGAAAGAAAUACUUUGUCUCUGAUGAUUCUAGGAAAACAUGAAACCAACUGUUUGACAAAUAUAAGU
Syngnathoides biaculeatus (alligator pipefish) is the source of this 3896-nucleotide messenger RNA. It is a transcript of the gene rnf26, whose product is annotated as ring finger protein 26. Gene Ontology annotation, molecular function: ubiquitin protein ligase activity. Bases 413 to 1693 code for a protein of 426 amino acids. Gene Ontology annotation, biological process: ubiquitin-dependent protein catabolic process; protein ubiquitination. The record is from RefSeq and is a predicted model, not a curated record. The transcript has a single exon. NCBI's taxonomy places the organism in Eukaryota, Metazoa, Chordata, Actinopteri, Syngnathiformes, Syngnathidae.